GACAGAUCUGCCUGAAUUAGUCCAAUAAUAAACACAGAAGCAGGAAUAAUUAUUGCAGUAACGAAAAAGUCUCUCACUUGCCGUAUUUAUGUUAAAAUAAUCACGACUAAUAGAAAGUAUAACCUACGUUGUUUUUGUGAUUCAUUUUCUACUAUUUAAUUUCACAUUGCGUGUAGUACCUAGCUGCUUGCGCUGAAUCGUAGCCAUUUCGUAAAAUGGAAAGUGAUAAAAUGGGAAUCUACGAAUCGCUGAUACGGUGGCUUGGAGUGCUACAGCUCACUGCUUCGCACGAAAAUGUUCAACAACUUAGUGAUGGCGUAGCGCUAGCUCAGGCCUUACAUCAAAUCGCCCCGGAAAUAUUCAGCGAAGGUUGGCUCGGGAAGAUUAAAGUGGAUGUAGGCCACAACUGGAGACUGAAAGUGAGUAAUCUGAAGAAAAUCAUCGACGGUGUCUACGUGUACUAUCAAGAUAUAUUGAGUUUGAACUUGUCGGAAGAAUUGCGACCAGAUGCGAUGAAAAUUGCGGAAAAGUGCGACGGUUUUGAGCUUGGACGACUGUUACAACUGAUUUUGGGUUGUGCGGUUAAUUGUUUGGAAAAACAGAAAUAUAUCACGCAAAUCAUGGAACUGGAAGAGUCACUGCAGCGUAACAUAAUGGCAGCGCUGCAGGACAUUGAGUACGUCUGGCAAGGUGCUUCUCCUUCCAGGAACUCUAUCAACGCUUUGAGUUUGGACGUUAAAACUUUACAAGAAGAUCGGGACAGUUUGGCACAGAAAUGUCACGAGACAAACAAAAAAAUGUUGAUUCUCAUUGAGGAGAAAUCGGUUCUCCAGCAGGAAGUGAACAGGUUACAAACCCUUGUUCAGCGAUACGAAAACCCCAAUAUCAUCGGUGACGACGGAACCUCACUGGGACCAAUACAGCUGGGUUCAUCGCGUUAUAACGAUCUCCGCAAAAUUGUGGACACCUUAAAAGACGAUCUACUGCAGGCGGAAACAGCGCGUGAUGAUUUGAAGAUGAAAUCCACUAUACAGGAGAAAGAAAUUGUCGAACUACAGAGUAAAAUUGAAGAAUUACACUCGGCUACUGCCGAGAUCGCUCAACUGAAGGACGAAAUAGAUAUAUUGAAGGAAGCGAACGAUAAAAUGAAAAUAUGCGAGACCCAGCUGCACACGUAUAAGAAAAAGCUGGAAGACUACAAUGACCUUAAGAAACAAAUCAAGAUGCUAGAAGAGCGAAGCGCCGAUUAUUUGAAACAAAACUUGGAUUACGAGGAAGAAGCGAAAAAAUAUUCCGGUCUAAAAGGACAGGUGGAACUGUACAAAAAAGAAAUCCAGGACCUGCAUACGAAGCUAGACACUGAGAUGAGCAAAACGGUACGAAUCGAGUUUGAGUUCAAUCAGCUUCACGCUAAGCUUCAAGCUGUUCAGCGAGAAAAGGAAAAUUUGUUGAGUGAGCGGGAUGUAUUACGCGAAACUUGCGAUGAGCUCAAAUGUGGCCAGGCGGCAGACGAUUCUGAAAGUGGGAACACCAUGUCUAAGGAACUUCAACCAAGUGAUGUAAGGGAUAGGAUUGAACGAUUGGAGAAGGAGAACAAAGCGCUGAGGGAAGGGCAAGGAGGACAAACAGCACUUGCGCAACUGUUGGAUGACGCAAACCAACGAAACGAAAAAUUACGUGACCAACUAAAAACGUCCAACCAACGCAUAUUACUGUUGAGUCAGAAUCAUAGCGACGAUAUCAGUGCAAAAAGCGACAUGGACAUACAACUGAAACAGGCACUGGAACUAAACGAGCAGCGUUCAUCCCAAAUUGAUGAAGCACAGUUACAAAUGACUCAGCUGCAUACGAAAAUAGCUAACUUGGAAGCAUCUUUGGCAGCUAAAGAGCACGAACUGCUAGCUGCCGAUACACGCUACAAGAAGUGCGUAGAAAAGGCGAAGGAGGUGAUUAAAACCCUGGAUCCACGUGCUGUUAAUGAGGCUUUGUUAUUGGAAAAGCCAUCUCAUCAAGACUCCGAAGCUACAUCGUCCACUUCGACAGCAGUCAGCGGAGGUGAUGCAUCAACCCUGACGGCUGCAUCAUCGUCGACAGUACGAGCUCCAAUGGGCGCCCAGGAAGAGCAGCUGAUUGCAACCGCUUUCUACCGGUUGGGAAUGACUUGCCAACAAGAAGCUGUCGAUUCACGGCUCGCUUUGCUUAGUGGACCUGGCCAAAGUUUUCUCUCCCGACAGCGUACGCCAGCACCUAGGAAGCCUAUGAAUAUGACAUUCGGCAAGAAAUAGAAGCUUAUUAUAAGCCACCGUUAGAAAGCAAAUGGCAUUCACUUGAUGCGCCUUAUAGUAAUCAUACAUAAAUAUGAUUAAUUUUAUAAUUACAUUCAUUAUUGCUAGUAGCUUUUACUAGCGGAAUUCGCAUUACGAAUCGUGCAUGACCACAUUUAUUAUUCAUCCGCGUGCGUUUAGUUGGUUUUACUUAUAUUGACCGACAUUGUGUAUGAACUAAUUGUGUAAAUAUAUUUCAUAUUUAUCAGUAAA
Messenger RNA from Wyeomyia smithii (pitcher-plant mosquito), 2537 nucleotides. It is a transcript of the gene hook, whose product is annotated as protein hook. The transcript is spliced from 4 exons. Gene Ontology annotation, molecular function: microtubule binding; dynein light intermediate chain binding. Gene Ontology annotation, cellular component: cytoplasm; centrosome. The coding region runs from base 216 to 2285 and encodes 689 amino acids. Gene Ontology annotation, biological process: cytoplasmic microtubule organization; cytoskeleton-dependent intracellular transport. The record is from RefSeq and is a predicted model, not a curated record. NCBI's taxonomy places the organism in Eukaryota, Metazoa, Arthropoda, Insecta, Diptera, Culicidae.